UUUGACGACAGCCUCGAAGAGAACUGCAGACACCAGAAGAACCACUUUUGGUCUCCAUACUUUCAAAAGAUCAAACCCUGCCGAAUCCAAGAGCUCCGCAAACUGCUGUUUAGUUCUAUCAAGUGAAGAAAAGGACGCCAUCAUGUUGAAAUCUGCCUGCGCUGAUAACAGCGAAACAUUUGUGUCUGGAAUCGAAUUCUCGUUGAGGAAGAGAAUGGAGUCCUUGGACAUGACGUUUCGAAUGUGUUCUAGGAUGAUCUUCGCUUGAUUAUUUGGCCAGUCGUGUAGCACUGUGCGGAGAUAAUAAGCUUUCGCAUUCUUGAGCAGAGGCGGUUGUGGAUCAAAGAAGUUAUGGCCGACAGCUUCGAUGCCAUCACGCGAAAGAGCGUCAGCAACGACGAUGGGUAGAUCCUCCACAAUCAGUCUCCCCUUCAAGUUCGGGAAACGGUCUUUGAAAGCAACCACAUCAUGACCAACACCACCUCCAAUAUCAACGAGUAGGAUGUCAUCGGGCGACUGAACGGUGAGCUUUUCCUCUACAGGGUAAAAGUCAAACCAUUCCUCGCCGCGGCCUUUUCGGGAUAUGGUCAUCAAGAUGUUGAAUGCAUCUUGUAUCUUUGGUCGUUUAGCCAUCCAAUCGAAGUAAUGAUAUUCGGUUCGAUGGGCGUAUUGCCACGGGCCGUCGAAGGCAUUUUCUGGACUCAAAUAUCCCUUUUCAGCAAAGUACUCCGGGAGUAAUGCUAUCGAAGGUAUUAACAGCAGCUUCUAGUGGAGAUGGCUGGACAAAAGCGGCUGCCAAUGGGUUCGCGACGUAUGUGUCCUUUGCCGUCUCCCGGAAUAUUCUCAUCGCUGCAAGCAUUCUCAUAACACGCCCUGUCAUGCUCGUCAGAGACAGACCAGUAGGAGAAAGCUACAAGACCGUAACAUACACACGAGUUCGCGGUCGAUGGAAACUCCAUUCGCUAAUUGAUCGAUAG
Messenger RNA from Periconia digitata, 977 nucleotides. NCBI's taxonomy places the organism in Eukaryota, Fungi, Ascomycota, Dothideomycetes, Pleosporales, Periconiaceae. The record is from the annotation of a GenBank genome assembly.